CUAUUGGUUAGCAGGUCUGUAGGUCAAGGGUGUCCCCGCCCACCACCGCUCUGGAUUGGCCGGAGUCGGCCAUUAGCUGCUCUUUGUUGGUCAGGAGCGGUUUUUAGGUCUGGAGCCGGUGUUAGUUGCAGCCAAGGAUCAGCGGCCUUUCAAGAUCAUCGGGAGCGAUCUUUCUCGAGCGGAGUGGGGAUGAGCGGCGGUGUGUACGGAGGAGACGAGGUCGGUGCCCUUGUGUUUGACAUUGGGUCGUACACAGUGAGAGCUGGCUAUGCUGGAGAAGAUUGUCCAAAGGCAGACUUUCCAACAGCGAUUGGUAUGCUGUUGGAGAGGGAUGAUGGGAGCACACCUAUGGAAAUAGAAGGAGACAAAGGAAAGUCAAGUGGCACGACUUAUUUCAUUGAUACAAAUUCUUUGCGAGUUCCCAGAGAAAAUAUGGAAGUUAUAUCUCCUUUGAAAAAUGGAAUGAUUGAAGACUGGGACAGUUUUCAAGCAAUUCUGGAUCACACAUAUAAGAAUCACAUAAAGUCUGAAGCUGGUCUGCAUCCUGUUUUGAUGUCGGAGGCUCCAUGGAAUACGCGGGCGAAGAGGGAGAGGCUUACUGAGUUGAUGUUUGAACAUUAUAAUAUCCCAGCCUUUUUCCUCUGUAAAACAGCUGUGCUCACAGCAUUUGCAAAUGGCCGCUCUACUGGCUUAGUGUUAGAUAGUGGAGCCACACACACCACAGCUAUUCCAGUACAUGAUGGAUAUGUUCUUCAGCAAAGCAUUGUUAAGUCACCACUUGCAGGAGACUUCAUCUCCAUGCAAUGCAGGGAGCUGUUUCAGGAACUGAAUGUGGAAAUAAUCCCACCAUACAUGAUUGCUUCAAAGGAAUCGGUGCGUGAGGGAUCGCCUCCUAAUUGGAAAAAGAAAGAGAAACUACCUCAGGUCACGCGGUCCUGGCACAACUACAUGUGUAAUGAAGUGAUUCAGGAUUUCCAAGCUUCAGUACUCCAGGUGUCUGAUUCUUCAUAUGAUGAACAAGUGGCUGCACAGAUGCCCAGCGUUCAUUAUGAGUUUCCUAAUGGCUAUAACUGUGAUUUUGGGGCUGAGCGACUAAGAAUUCCCGAAGGCUUGUUUGAUCCUUCCAAUGUUAAGGGUUUAUCUGGAAACACAAUGCUGGGUGUCAGUCACGUGGUAACCACGAGCGUUGGAAUGUGUGACAUUGAUAUUAGACCGGGUUUAUAUGGCAGUGUGAUUGCAGCAGGUGGAAACACAUUGAUACAGAGCUUUACAGACCGUUUGAACAGAGAGCUCUCCCAGAAAACUCCACCAAGCAUGCGGUUGAAGUUAAUGGCCAAUAACACCACAGUAGAACGCAGAUUUAGCUCCUGGAUUGGUGGCUCUAUUCUAGCUUCUUUGGGUACAUUCCAGCAGAUGUGGAUCUCCAAGCAGGAAUAUGAAGAAGGAGGGAAGCAAUGUGUUGAAAGAAAAUGCCCUUAAACUUAAAGAAAUUAGUUGUGGCUACAUUACCUGUGAAGGUUUUACAACUGUGUCAUUUUUUCUCCCGAGUAGGAUUCUCAGGAACAGUGCUAAACCUCUUGUGUACACAUUUUUCAUGGGUUUCUUUGUAUAGUGGCCAGAUACUAAUGUAUAUUUUUUAAAGGUUUUUUAAAACUGUUCAGCCAAUUUUAUUGAUCAACUGGGUCCCCAAAGACACAAUACAUUUAUAAACUGUUUCAAUUUAUUAUUUGCAUUAGAUGCAAAUCAUGCCAUGUUCAGGUAAUACCAAAUAUGUCACACUAGUGAUAUUUUUUUAAACCCUGGUUAUGUUUUGUACACACUGUAGAUUAACAGUUUAUCUUGUGCCUUUUAUUAAAUCAGUUGUUUACACAUCAACCGAAAGUUAUUCCAGAAGGAACAGUGGGAUAAACUUACCUGCAAUAGUCCUUAAUUACCUGCAACUACUGUUAUAAAUGUACAAUUUGUACUGUGCACUUCAGAACAAAUUCACAUGGAAUGUUUAAAUUAUGCAAUUCUGUUGUAUACAGACAAUAAAACAUCUUUUACCCUUUA
Molecule: messenger RNA, 2052 nt
Organism: Carcharodon carcharias (great white shark)
Lineage: Eukaryota; Metazoa; Chordata; Chondrichthyes; Lamniformes; Lamnidae
Gene: actl6a
Product: actin-like 6A
Exons: 14
Coding region: 190-1479 (429 amino acids)
Biological process (GO): regulation of transcription by RNA polymerase II; nervous system development
Cellular component (GO): NuA4 histone acetyltransferase complex; SWI/SNF complex
Molecular function (GO): chromatin binding
Source: RefSeq, a predicted model, not a curated record